UACAUUCGGCAGGUGAGUUGUUACACAGUCCUUAGCGGAUUCCGACUUCCAUGGCCACCGUCCUGCUGUCAAGAUGUACUAACGCCUUUUGUGGUGUCUGAUGAGCGUCCACUCCGGCACCUUAACCCCGCGUUCGGUUCAUCCCGCAUCGCCAGUUCUGCUUACCAAAAAUGGCCCACUAGUGUUGAUACAUUCGAAGGCCCACGUUCAACUAAGUAA
Thermothelomyces thermophilus ATCC 42464 is the source of this 219-nucleotide messenger RNA. RefSeq lists its product as uncharacterized. The transcript has a single exon. The annotation marks the transcript as partial. Lineage: Eukaryota; Fungi; Ascomycota; Sordariomycetes; Sordariales; Chaetomiaceae. The record is from RefSeq and is a predicted model, not a curated record.